Messenger RNA from Drosophila hydei, 2176 nucleotides. Its product is annotated as palmitoyltransferase ZDHHC15B. The record is from RefSeq and is a predicted model, not a curated record. Gene Ontology annotation, biological process: synaptic vesicle maturation; protein targeting to membrane; peptidyl-L-cysteine S-palmitoylation. Gene Ontology annotation, cellular component: endoplasmic reticulum; Golgi apparatus. Gene Ontology annotation, molecular function: protein-cysteine S-palmitoyltransferase activity. The transcript is spliced from 7 exons. Lineage: Eukaryota; Metazoa; Arthropoda; Insecta; Diptera; Drosophilidae. The coding region runs from base 640 to 1932 and encodes 430 amino acids.
ACAACUCUAGUUUGAAAAUUUUUGUCUCUAUUUAAUUGCCAUAAGUAUAACAAAUUAUUGUCAGGCUUCCCAUUUUAUAUAUCGAUAUAUUAUCAACAUCGCAAGCAUAUUUGCACAUCACUCUUCACCACAGACCAUUCUUGGAGUGAGCCAUCGGUUCGGAUAAAUUUAUAUUUAUUUAUUAACUUCGUAAAUUUUAUAUAUUAACGCUAACACGUUGCUGGAAGUUGGCUCUCUUACCAGCACGCGAUGGCUUUAUAAAACCAAAAGCAAUACAGAAUAUGGCUACAGGCUAAUUUCAAUCACUUUCACUCGCUCCAGCUGAAAGAGAAAAAACAAUCAGCAAAAGUGUCUGUGUAUACAAAAAAAAAAAUUGAAACGGAAAACGCAACCAAGCUCCAAUGUGUAUUCGCCUAUUGUUUGCGACAAUCAACUGACUGUGAUUUACGAAACAACGAAGGAACAAAAAAACGAACGAACUGCCACUCUCUCAACAUAAUAGAACAAGUAACCUAAACGAGCCUGGAGCUGGCGACGACAGAGGUGGUGGCGAUAACAGAAACAUCCAUUCGUCGCGAAGACAUACAAACAUACACAGCCUCGCAGAUUCACGUAGAGCCGUGCCCUCUGUACGGCAAUAUGGGCAACGAGGACAAUCGCCGAAGGAGGUCUCCUUGUAGCUGCUGCUUGUCCGUGUUCAAGUGGAUACCCGUUAUCUUCAUUUUCGGCGUGAUCGCAUGGUCCUACUAUGCCUAUGUGGUGGAGCUAUGUGUUCUGAAAACGGAGAAUCGUGCUGCGAUGAUAUUUAUGCUGAUUUUCUAUCAUAUCGCUCUUGUAUUGUUCCUGUGGUCCUAUUGGCAAACAAUAAACACGCCAGUGGGCCGCGUUCCGGCUCAGUGGCGCAUUCCGGAUGAAGAAGUGAAUCAGCUAUUCCGGGCCGACAACCAAGAGACUCAAAAGCGUAUUUUAAACAAUUUUGCGCGCAGUUUGCCGGUUACAAAUCGUACAAUCAAUGGCUCUGUUAGAUUCUGUGAGAAAUGCAAGAUCAUCAAGCCGGAUCGAUCGCAUCAUUGCAGCGUGUGCAGUUGCUGUGUGCUUAAAAUGGAUCAUCAUUGUCCAUGGGUGAACAAUUGCGUUAACUUUUCCAAUUAUAAGUUUUUCGUAUUAUUUUUGGGCUACGCGCUGGUCUACUGCCUCUACGUGGCUUUUACCACAAUUCACGAUUUCAUACAGUUCGUUCAGAAUGAAAAUGGUCUUGCUGUCUCGGAACAGGGCCAGCCAACCGGCAGCGGCAUGGGACGCUUUCACAUACUCUUUCUGUUCUUCAUAUCGAUAAUGUUUGCCAUUAGCUUGGUGAGCUUAUUUGGAUAUCACAUAUAUCUGGUUCUCGUCAAUCGCACCACACUGGAGGCUUUUCGUGCGCCCAUCUUUAACAUUGGUGGACCGGAUAAAAAUGGCUAUAAUCUGGGUCGAUAUGCCAACUUUUGCGAGGUUUUCGGUGACAGAUGGCAGCUAUGGUUUAUACCCGUAUUUACCAGUAAGGGCGAUGGAUUGUACUUCACAACGUCUAGUGAUCAAUUUGGCAGUGGGACUGGCCAACGGUAUGAUGCGAUGGGCAACACGACUUCAGCAGCAGCAGCAGCCAGCAGCAGGUUAGAUGUCAACCACACAGAUAAGUUGAUUGACGCUAUACCACUUAAUAAUCAUCAACCUCAUCUGGAGCCAGACAACGUUCAAUCAUCUAGCAACAGCCAUCCACUAAUACCGUCUAGUCCAGUAAUUGUCAACAUAGAUCAAAAAGCAGAUGCAGUCCCAGCAACGAAGACAGCGACAAAUAACCAUGUUAUAAUGAUCGGCGAUCAGGUAGUUCCCAAGGAUCCUCUUCAGCUGAAUGGCAUUCCAUCUGCGAUAGCUGACGAUCGAAUUGUCUAAAAUGCAAAUCAGUUCAAGUAGCAUGUGUUUCCAUUUGAUUUGAAUCAAUGCGAUGCUGGCUACCAGAGUAUAUGCGUGUGUGAUUGUGUAUGGGAGUGUCUGUAUGUGUGUGUGUAUUGAAUAUAAACUCGUAAGUCUUAUGAAUGGUUAUAGAUGAGAUAUAAUGUUUACCGUAAAAUGUAAAACAACUCUUAUUACCUGUAGCACCAUUUGCCCAGUUGCCUUACAUUCAUAAACAUCGAAC